UGCGCGAAAUCGUCGUUUGCCAACCGCCAAUAAGCCUAACCGAAGAAGAAGAAGCGGAAGCAGCAGCCGCGCGCACGCGCUGUGAGUGACGCUCAUAUUCUGCGACGACCCGAAAGACGAGAAGAAAAAGGCGUCAUGGCUUCUCGCGGCGCGGACAAGCGUGGUCUUGAACACUUGGACGACUAUGAGCCGAAACACGCGAGACUCAUGCGCAGCCUUCACGACCGCAUGGCAGAGAAGCGGCUGGUUGUGAUCCUGGAGGGCGCGACGCUAGAAACCGUGAAGGUUGGCAAAACUUUUGAGCUGCUUAACUGUGACCAGCACAAGAGCGUGAUUAUUAAAAAUGGCAGGGAUCCGGGGAAAAUCAGACCCGACAUAACACAUCAGAGCCUCCUCAUGUUAAUGGACAGUCCGCUGAACAGGGCAGGCCUGCUGCAGGUGUACAUCCACACAGAGAGAAAUGCCCUGAUAGAGAUUAACCCACAGACCCGCAUUCCAAGAACCUUCAACCGCUUCUGUGGCCUUAUGGUUCAGCUGCUGCACAAGCUGAGUGUUAGGGCAGCUGAUGGUCCUCAGCGGCUCCUAAGGAUGAUAAAGAACCCGGUGUCGGACCAUCUCCCGCCGGGCUGCCCCCGCAUCACCACCUCCUUCUCUGCAGGGGAGGCCGUCUGCCCGCGGACGGUGGUGCCCGCCGACGGCCCUGCAGCAGUGGUGAUCGGAGCAUUUGCACACGGCUCGGUGAAUGUGGACUACUCGGAGAAGUCUGUAUCCAUCAGUAACUAUCCCCUCUCUGCGGCGCUCACCUGUGCCAAGAUAUGCUCUGCCUUUGAGGAAGUCUGGGGUGUGUUGUGAUGAUGAGGGAAGAAGCUGGCGGUGCUGGUCUGGAUGCUGCCGUGGCCGACUGUGUGGACACGUUUUGUAUUGAGAAGUACAAGAUGUGACAACAGCGUUGCACUAAACGUUUGUUUCACCGGGGACGCCGUGCGGACGGUGAAGGUUAUUUGGAUGUGAUAUUUGGUCGUCAUCGCUAGUGCUACACCUUAAGGCUGGUGGUGUUUGGGAUAACAGUGGCAUGACAUGCCCACCUCACUGCCCUGCACCACCUGAAAUAUGCAAAGAACUUGUGCCCAAUAUUCCUUAUACCAAUUCAGAGUUUUGUUUUUUCUACUAUUUGCUGAACUUUGGAUUAUAAAUCAGUGUACAGUUACAUUAAAAUAGGUAAGU
Lampris incognitus (smalleye Pacific opah) is the source of this 1224-nucleotide messenger RNA. RefSeq names its product EMG1 N1-specific pseudouridine methyltransferase (gene emg1). Bases 136 to 852 code for a protein of 238 amino acids. Gene Ontology annotation, biological process: rRNA base methylation. The transcript is spliced from 5 exons. Lineage: Eukaryota; Metazoa; Chordata; Actinopteri; Lampriformes; Lampridae. Gene Ontology annotation, molecular function: rRNA binding; rRNA (pseudouridine) methyltransferase activity. Gene Ontology annotation, cellular component: nucleolus; small-subunit processome. The record is from RefSeq and is a predicted model, not a curated record.